AUGCCCGAGCACGCAUACCAACCCAGCACUGGAGUUCCUUCGGGAGCAGCUGAGACGGCAGCUUCAAUAGCAUUCAAUAAGGAUGCCGAACAGAACGUCUCACACAUACCAGGAGCGUAUCCAAAGGAGGAACCGUCCAAAUCCACGACCGGGUCCACUGAGGCAGCCUCAGGGGCAACUGCGGGCCUGAAUGGACACCGGGCAGGGACUGCUACGCAUGAGACCUCUGGCCCAGCAUCGGAACGCGAAGGUGGCACGGUGGGUCCAUCAACCUCGACCACAGCCUCUCCAGCAUAUCGAGAUGCCGAAGACGGUCAGGCUGAGCAGCCUCAAAGUGCUGCCACUGAUCCUACACCAGCCGACGAAGUGCCAGACCAGCCACAGUGGUCUGGUACUCUGGGCAAGAUCCUGGGCGCAGUAGGGCUGGGGGCAGUUGCUGGCGGUGCUGCUACUUCUCACUCUACAACAAGACAGGAUGAACAGUCCCAACCAGGCACCGAAGCCCCAGCGCAGCCGGUCACAACCACCGGAGUAGAUUCUUAUACUGCUCCGACACGUUCUGGACCAUCCUCUUCGCAUCACCGAAAGGAGAGCAUUCCUACGACUGCGUAUCCCCAAGGCGAGUCGUCCCCUACUCCCAUUAAUGCACCUGUUGGUGGCACUUCCGUCGCCGACGAGGAACUAGAUGUGAAGGGUCACGGUGGUCGCCAUACAGGACUUGCUGCUGCCGGUGUUGGUGUUGGCGUUGGGUCUGGAGUGGUCGCUGCUGGUGCUCAUGAUUACAACAAAAGCAGAGAGCCUCUUGAAGAUGCUUCAAGCCCUCCAAGCGCAGCGAUCUCAACCUACCCGCAAACCAGCCAACCUACCCCGUAUGUACCCGAUCAGCAGACCUCAGGGUUAGGACGCGAUAUUGACGAGAAGCCAAGAGGCACCGCAUUCACAAGCCCAUCGUCCACUGUUUACUCGGAACCACCUACGGGGACCGAAUCAGACCGGAAGUUCAAAGGACAUGAAAAGUCUGUUGCAGCUGCAGGUGUUGGUAUAGGCGCAGGUGCUGCCGCUAUUGGAGCUCAUGAAUAUGAUGAGAGGAAGUCACCCUCUCAAGACGCUCCUAUCCAACCAAGUGCAACGACCAGCGCUUAUCAUCAGAUCACCACCAACUCGGCUGCCCCAAUUUCGUCGGGUCAGCAGACCCUCCCACGAAGCAGGGACGUUGAUCAGUAUCCAGCAGCCACCACAAACGCCAGCCAACCCUCCAGCAACUACUCGCAACCCCCUUCGGCGGCUGAACGAGACAGUGAAUCCACAGGAUAUGGCAAGACCGCUGCCGCUGCCGGCGAUGGUGCAGGGGCUGGUGCAGCGGGAAUCUAUGCCGUGGAGCACAAGAACAAACCUCGAACCGGUGAUAACUUGGGGGAUAGUUCUUAUCCGACGACGCAGGAUAGUGCACAAGCCCGGCCUUGGGAAGCUAGCAAAGAUGCUGCUGCUACCGCUGGUCAAGAACCUGCGUCCUCGACCAGGGGCACCAAUACCUUCCAGCCGGCGGCUGCUACUGUACCUGUCCGAGAGAAGGCCACCAAUUCCAAUCCGAAUACCAGUUCAGAGACAGAUGGAAGGCACACCGGCCGCGAUGCAGCCAUCGCCGGGGCGGCCGGAACUGGAGCAGCGGCUUACGGCGCUCAUGAAUACAACAAACAUGAAGCUGAUGAGGACGCUGCCAAGACAGAGGCUCAGCGACAGAAAGACAUCGCCGAGCAAGAGGCUGCUCGUCAGAAGCAGUUUGACAAGGACGAGAAGGCCGCAGCGAAGCGGGCGGUCAAGGAGGAGAAAGCCGAGAAGAAGCACCAGAAGGGGCUGGAGAAGGAAGAAAAGAAGCAGCAAAAGGAGCUGGAGAAAGAAGAGAAGCAACACCACAAGGAGCUGGAGAAAGAAGAAAAGCAACACCACAAAGAGCUUGAGCAUGAGCAGAAGGAACGAGAGAAGACGGCUGGCGCGGCCGUAUUGGCAGAGAAAAAGCAUCACGAGCAGCGUGAACUGGAAGACAAAGAAAACUUUCAAGCUGCGGAAGCUGAGAGAAAGCGACACGAGAAAGAAGCUGCUGGUGCUGCCGUCGGAGUAGGCGCCACUGCUGGUACUGUGGCGCAUACAUCUCAUGGGAAGGAGUCGCUCGAUGAUGAUACUCCUAAGAGCUCUCACGACACGGACCGCAACCGUCUCCACAAGGACCCUCCCCAGAAGAAACCCGGGAUUUUGAAACGUAUCUUCAAGCGCCGCAAGAACAACGACACUGGCCUGGAGGAAGACUACAGCACAGACGAAGAGGAAGAGUCCCAUCGUGACAAGCACCUCACAGAAUCAGGCGCGAUUGGAGGAGCAGGAGCCGUUACUGGCACUGCAGCGGAGCACGAGGCUCACCAGCCAACAGGCUCUGGCUACGAGGCUGGCCAGAGCGGCGGCUUCCUGAAACCGUCCUAUAAUCCUCUACACAAGGACGCAGUUGCUCCCACCGCCACUGAGACACCAACUGCAGAGAGCCUCUCUCAAGGGCGCCAGGAACAUCAACCGUCCGGCACAGCAGGUGUGAGUGCGCAUGGGCAGCAUCAAUACUAA
This is a messenger RNA of Capronia epimyces CBS 606.96, 2610 nucleotides long. RefSeq lists its product as uncharacterized. Bases 1 to 2610 code for a protein of 869 amino acids. Lineage: Eukaryota; Fungi; Ascomycota; Eurotiomycetes; Chaetothyriales; Herpotrichiellaceae. The record is from RefSeq and is a predicted model, not a curated record. The transcript has 2 exons.